Molecule: messenger RNA, 1107 nt
Organism: Recurvomyces mirabilis
Lineage: Eukaryota; Fungi; Ascomycota; Dothideomycetes; Mycosphaerellales; Teratosphaeriaceae
Exons: 2
Coding region: 1-1107 (368 amino acids)
Source: RefSeq, a predicted model, not a curated record
AUGUCGCUCUCUACUUCGAUCACUCUAGCAAGCUUCUACAUCUCAUGUCAUGCCUUUCCAUCGGCCUUAAGUCAACGUUCGACUACUCCAACACUAGCUUCCGCUGAAGUCAUAGGCACAGUCUCCGACCCAACAUGGAAUCGCGACAGCUGCACGUCUAUUGGUGUUUUCGGCCGCGAAUUAUGGACCUGCCGUGAUAGCCAGAGCUCUUCUGCCUUCCUCUCGUCAUCGGCUUCCUGGACGGACUUCAACUCUUCUGCCUUACCGGCGAUCGACAGCGAUGGCGUACUCAAUAUGUAUGGAGACAACAGCGACUCUGUUGCUUACUUCCCUGUGCAGGCUGAUGAAUGUGGACCAUCCCCAGCCGGUGGUUGCGCCGAUGGCACCAGGUAUGCGAUCUGGCAGAACUCAAGACCAAUGAUUGCUGGCUCAGGCUCCAGCUCCAGCGCAGCACUCUACUCCUGGAUUACAAGAUCUCACAUUGCCAGUGAUCUCAGCAAUCUUGACCCAACGCCUGCGACGAGUCUCUAUCGCUCCGACUACGCCAUGGGCUUGGCCUCGUCUCAACUACCACCGGUCACACUUGACAGCAUUCCCUAUGGCACAUAUGGCUGGGUUCAGGACAGUGGACACAGUUAUCUCUAUGCUCAGAUGAGUAACAACGCUAUUGCCCUGGCCAGAGUUCCGACAGCUGCUGUGGAAGACGUCUCGCAGUAUCGGUAUUACACAUCCACAGGCUGGACAAACACCCCUCCAAUUGAUGGCGCGAGCGAAGCCGUCGUCCCUAAUGCUGGCACGGGCGGUCAAGGCACGUUUUACUACAGCCAGUAUUUUGGCGCCUACGUCUGGAUUGGCAUUGGCGCUAUCGGCUGCAAUGCAAAUUUCUAUGUAACUACUGCUCCGGCUCCGGAAGGUCCAUGGUCAACACCUGCCCUGUUCUAUGCGGGCGAGAACGGCUCGAACGAGUGUGGAGCGUACAGUCAACAAGCUCAUCCCGAGUUGACAAAUAAUGACGGCCAGGGCAACUACAUUUACGUCACUUACACCAAGGUCGAUGGCGCGAAUGUUGGGUACAGGACGCCUUUGAUCAAGAUCACUUGGGCUUAA